AUGUCUCCUCCGUCACAGUUUUCAUCACUGCAUAAAGACAUCGCAUGGAGCAUCUUAGCCCGCGUGCCAAAACGCCUAUACCCAAUCCUCGCUUGCGUCUCCAAGAACUUACUCUCUCUUGUUCGCUCGCCGGAGAUUCACAAGAUCCGCUCUUUCCUUGGCAAAGACUCUGUCUACAUCUGCUUCAUGCACAUUGGUUCACUCUUGGCAAAGACUCUGUCUAAUAAGGAUGGCGUGGGCCACACGUUACAUUGGUUCACUCUCCGCAGAACUGAGACCAACCCAAGUGAGGAGAAUCAGUUAGUCUCCGUCAACGAUCUCACGUUUCCUGAUCACGCCGAGCCCAAGCCUUCCAUCAUCGCUUGUGGUCCAGAGAUUUUCUUUAUCUCCGGAUCAUACGUUCCCUCCUCAACCGUAUGGAUCUUUGACUCUCGAACCGGCGAGUUUCGUCGAGGACCAAGCAUGAACGUGAGACGCUCCUUCAAGAGCGUGGGGUUUGUGGGGAGUAAGAUAUACGUGGUGGGAGGCUAUCUGAAGGAUGAGAUUCAUCAAGCUGAAUCAUUCGACCUAAAGACGCAGACUUGGGAACCAGCAGCACCACCGAGUCCUAACCAAGAAAGGUUGGCUUUUGCGUCUCCUACUGUGUCGUUAGACAGGAAGGUUUGUGGGUUAAUGUAUGUUGCAGCCAUCACUAUUUGCUACGAUCCUAGAGAUGGUUCUUGUGAGGUGUUUGAUUUGCCAAAAGAUAGGUGGUGGGAGACUGGCGUGUGUGUGAUGGACAAUGUGCUCUACGUUUACUACGUUAGGUUCGGGUUGAUGUGGUAUGACACUGGGAUGAAGCUGUGGAGAGUAGUGAAUGGUUUGGAUGAUAUGAAGAAGGUUCGGUCUGUUGCGAUGGCAGAGUACUAUGGGAAGAUGGCGUUUUUAUGGAAAGAUUUUGCUUUUGUUGGUUGUGCAACGGAGGAGGUUUGGUGUAGGAUGAUUGGUUUGGAAAGGAGUGAAGAAGGGAUCAAGGGGACUGCAGAACCGGCUCAGCUUAUGGGGAGUGUACCUCGUGGCUACAUGUUGCAGCAUUGCCUAUCAGUUUCAGAGUAA
Molecule: messenger RNA, 1095 nt
Organism: Eruca vesicaria subsp. sativa (arugula)
Lineage: Eukaryota; Viridiplantae; Streptophyta; Magnoliopsida; Brassicales; Brassicaceae
Source: the annotation of a GenBank genome assembly